AUGUCCUCUUCGCACAUCAUGCUCAACGCUGACCGUCGGUCGCCUAAUCUUGAUGCCUGGAUCCUGGGAAGCGGGAUCUCCUCGCUCGCCUCCGCGGUGAAAUUGCUCCAAGAGGCGCAUGUGCCGCCAGAGCGCAUCCAUAUUCUUGAGUCACAAGGUCUAGUGGGUGGUGGAACGGUCAGUGCUGGUGAUCCAGUGAAUGGCUAUCAUUACCUUGCGGGAGGCAUGCCGUUAUUUAACAGUGUCGGCAUAGAGGAUCUACUUUCCAGGAUCCCUUCAACACCGCGUUCUAGUAAGACGGUACUAGACGACAUGAAGGAAGAUAAUGAAAAGAAUGUCCCCAAAGAAGUGCCUCGUACGAGGUUCCUCAUCCGGAGGCCGUCUGGAUUGCGACUCAUCGACGCGAAUCGAGCUAGACUAGGUCUACGAGAUCGCAUCAGCGUGUACAUGCUGGCCUCUAAGUCUGAAAGGUCACUAGGGCGAUCACGCAUUUGCGACCACUUUCGCGACAGAUUCUUUAAGACCACUUAUUGGCUUACGAUGGCUUCGACAUUCGGCUUCCAGUCAUGGCACAGCGCUGCCGAAUUCCGCCGUCAUAUACACCGCUUUAUGCAUAAUGUUGACCACUUAAACUAUUCUCGCCCUCUCGAAAACGGACGGCAUAACCUUCAUGAGGCCAUCAUCGCCCCGAUUACCGAUUUCCUGCGAUUUAAAGGUGUCGACUUUCGCUUCCACACUACUAUCACCGAUAUUAUUACUGAACCUGCGGACGAACAUAACCGUAUAACUGCUAUCCGUGUGAAGGAAAAUAAGACAGACACUACGAUUACUCUUAGUCCUGACGACAUCAUCAUCGUCUCAUUAGGGUCUGUCAUGUCCGGUGCAACAACAGGCACAAACUCGACGGCCCCCUCCAUCGAACCCAUGGAAAUUGAGAAAGACCUGGAUGGGAACUGGCUCCUAUGGCUAGAACUCUCGAGCAAACACCAAAAAUUUGGCAACCCUUAUAACUUCUGCACACGGAUGCACGAAUCCCGUCUCGAAUCGUUCACCGUUACACUCAAAACACCUGAAUUCUUCGACCGACUUGUCGAGGUAAUAGGAUAUACGGCUGGAAGUGCUACCUUUGUUACCCUGAAAGACAGCAAUUGGCAACUAAACUUGACCAUCCCGCAACAGCCGUUCUUUCCUGGCCAACCGUCCGACGUGCAAGUGUUCUGGGGCUAUGCAUUGUUCCCAGAACGUAAGGGCGACUUUGUCGAUAAACAGAUGAUCAAUUGCUCUGGCGAAGAAAUUGCGACAGAACUCUUCCAACACCUGCAGUUUCCCAGUGUAGGGAAGAUACUCCAAAAGAUUAUUACCAUUCCCUGCAUCGCCCCACGCAUGACAGCUGCCCUACUACCCCGGGCAUAUGGAGAUCGACCAAGAGUGAUUCCCGAUGGAACGGAGAAUUUAGCUCUAGUCGGACAAUUUGUAGAUGUCGAGGGCGAAGCCGUUUUCACAAUGGACUAUAGCGUGCGAAGCGCACAGAUGGCGGUUAAUCAUUUGAUGGGAUUGGGUCAGGACACAACGAAGUCGGGAGGUUCCGGGUAUUAG
Penicillium argentinense is the source of this 1596-nucleotide messenger RNA. Its product is annotated as oleate hydratase. The coding region runs from base 1 to 1596 and encodes 531 amino acids. NCBI's taxonomy places the organism in Eukaryota, Fungi, Ascomycota, Eurotiomycetes, Eurotiales, Aspergillaceae. The transcript has 2 exons. The record is from RefSeq and is a predicted model, not a curated record. Gene Ontology annotation, molecular function: FAD binding; oleate hydratase activity. Gene Ontology annotation, biological process: fatty acid metabolic process.